AUGGCGCAGAGUGCUGAAUACGAACAAGCACUGAUCUGCUCCAAGGAGUGGGCCUGGGCCACCAAUCCUUCCAACUGGCAUAGUCAAGAGGCGCUUUGUCACACCGUUGCCUUGGACGGUGAUGAUGAUGCCUCAGCCCUCAAAGCUAUCCUCGAGCUCCCCGAACGCUUGCACGUCACCCCCGCGCCUGAUACCCUGAUCUCAGGCCCAGGGACCUUGUCAGCGCUGCCUCUCGAGAUCAUAUUCCAAGUCAUGGAUCAGCUCGAUAUUAAAUCCGCAGUGGUCUUUAGUCAGACUUCUCGCAUGUCCCGAUACCUGGUCCAGAACCACCCGUCCUACAAACCCCUGUUGCAGUUCGCCAUGCCCAUACUAAAGCUGUACAGUGAGUACGGGAUUGAGACUUGCAACAACAUUAACGAUCUUGGCAAAGAGUUGAGGUACCCAUACUGCCGAUGCUGUGGCCGCCAUGGCACGAGGCUCUUUUUGCCUCUCGGAGAACGCGUUUGCGUCAACUGCAGCGCGGGCAACCCGGCUUACUGGUGUAUAUCUGUCAAAGACGCCAUGGCUAUCUUUUGCAUGAACGAGAGACAGAUUCGAAAAUUACCCAUUUUGACAAUGAAGGAACUCUGUUGGAACGUGUGGAGUAUCCUCGACCCUCUGCCGGCUGGUCGGGGGGAUUUCGUCUCCGCCAAGGGCGCCUUUAUCGCCGCGAUGGAUAUUUGGGGUAACCGGAAGACCAUGUGUCGCUACGCCUCCGUCUAUGACGACGACCGUCAUCGCGACGAUCCAGACAUUGAUAAAGACGGGCUGCUUGCUGCCUAUUGGGUUCUCCGAAACAUGCAGAUCAAAACCCCUGACGACCCUACCCAACUCGACAGUCCCACUCUCGUGAUGCCUCCACAAAUCGUCAGCAUUAUGAGCGCUCCCUUCCCCUGGAUCCCGAAGGGAAAGACCGAAGUUGACCGCCGCUACAUGUGCCGUGGAUGUCUAUGGCUCAGUGAGAGGAAUAAAGUUUCGGAUACCCUGCUCAAGUAUUCGGGCAUCAACCCCAAAUUGUCUGAUGCCAGGGUGAAACGUAUCAUCGCGGGUCGUUGUCAAAUGACCUACACGUGGGAAGAUUUGAUGACUCACGUUCGGGGCUGUGCUGGAGCUGGAAUUCUGAUGCGUCGGUACUUUGUUGAGAGAGAUCAUCAGUGGUGUCUGCCGAAGGAUGGGUCGUAG
Molecule: messenger RNA, 1221 nt
Organism: Penicillium cataractarum
Lineage: Eukaryota; Fungi; Ascomycota; Eurotiomycetes; Eurotiales; Aspergillaceae
Product: F-box protein
Exons: 1
Coding region: 1-1221 (406 amino acids)
Molecular function (GO): protein binding
Source: RefSeq, a predicted model, not a curated record